Molecule: messenger RNA, 1195 nt
Organism: Oncorhynchus keta (chum salmon)
Lineage: Eukaryota; Metazoa; Chordata; Actinopteri; Salmoniformes; Salmonidae
Product: ankyrin repeat and SOCS box protein 13-like
Exons: 6
Biological process (GO): positive regulation of protein catabolic process; protein ubiquitination
Molecular function (GO): protein binding
Source: RefSeq, a predicted model, not a curated record
AUGCUCUCAAAUUCAUCAAAGGUCAUGUCAAAACCAGUCACGUGAUGUGUCAGUGCCGCAUGUAAACACAGCACAAAUGUGGAUGAUGGAGGUUGAAACUGCCAGACCGUAUUUCUUUGGAGACAUAGGCUGCUGGUCAGAGAGGACCGAGGUGCACGAGGCGGCCUCCGAGGGACAUGCUGCCCAGCUGCAGCAACUCAUCCAGAGCAGAGCCUCUGUCAACAUAGUGGCUGUGGACUCUAUCACCCCCCUCCAUGAGGCAUGUGAAAGGGGGCAGACCCAGUGUGUCAGGCUGCUACUGGAUGCUGGAGCACAGGUGGAUGCCCGUAACACGGACGGUAGCACCCCUCUGUGUGAGGCCUGCUCGGUUGGGAGCUUUGACUGUGUGAGGAUGCUGCUGGACAUGGUUGAAUAAUAGUAGCAUGGGGCCAAUGUGAACCCCACUCUCUCUUCCUGGACCACCUCACCCCUACACGAAGCUUGCAUGGGGGGUAAUGCUGACGUUGUGAAGAUCAUGAUCGCUAAAGGUGCCAGUCUGGAGGCAUAUGACCUGUACUAUGGGACCCCAUUGCACGUGGCGUGUGCCAACGACCACACGGCCUGUGUCAAGGCGCUACUCAACGCAGGUGCCAAAGUGAAUUAUGCUCGGCUGCACAAGACGGCUCUGCACCAUGCUGCUAAAGUGAAGAGUGUUGACAUGAUCGACAUGCUGUUGGAAUUUGGGGCGAACAUCUACGCCAAAGACAAAAACGAUAAGAAGCCCAUUGAAUCCAUCGAAUCCGGUUCUCCCGCUGCACUCUGCUUAAAGUUUUAUGAAACUAAGUCACAGUGUGAGAGAGGUUUUUAUACCACAGUUACCAGUUUUAAGCAAUAGAUGUGCUGUACCAGUAUGGUUUUGUGGAUUUCUAAGCAAUGUCACAGUGUCACCAGUAGGUGGUGCCCAUUGCUAAUUUAUCAGGAUCAGAAAGUUACAGGUAGUGGAAAAGUAAAAGAAAUGUAUAAAAAAAUAAGAACUUUAUGAUGUUGAACCCAUCAAAAACAGCUGUUUGAACACUUCUUAAUUGGUACACAAUACUCAGGUCAAGGUAGAUUUAAUUUCUUCCUGUUUUUUAUGGGCCUAAUUAUAGAAUGACAAAGUAGAAUCCAUAUUAAUUGAAUAGGAUCUCUGUGGUUCUAGUAAUAACGAUUUGUCAUU